Messenger RNA from Chironomus riparius, 1739 nucleotides. NCBI's taxonomy places the organism in Eukaryota, Metazoa, Arthropoda, Insecta, Diptera, Chironomidae. The record is from the annotation of a GenBank genome assembly.
CGUGAAAGAUUUUUUGAUUUUUGAAACAUAUUUAAUUCUUCAAUAAUGCAGUGGUAUCAAGGAGAUAUAGGAUCAGCCGUGGGUUUAGCCAAAGCUAAUAAUGCAAUAUUUGUCGUCUACUGUGAAGGAAAGGAUGAAAAUUCACAAACUUUAACUAAAUACAUCAAUUCAGAAGCUAUAUCUUCAAGACUUCAGUCAAAAUCAUUUGUUGCUAUUCGGAUUGAAAGUGAUAAGCCUGAAUAUAUCCAGUUCUGUAAAAUCUAUCAGUUAGUGCCUGUUCCUUCAUUAUUUUUCAUCAAAAAUGGCAUUCCUAUUAAAGUUGUUACAAGUGUUGUAAAGUCAUCUGAUGAAAUUAUCGAAGCUAUUGACAUAAUUAUUAAAUCUCUCAAUGAAGACACAACGGUUGAUAGUGCUGUGAGUCAGGAAUUACCAACAACAAGUCAGGAAGCUAAGCCUGUAAUAGAAUCAUCACCAGAAACAAAGCCUAAAGUAGAGUCGUCACCAGAAAUUGUCUGUAAAGAUGGUGUUUGCUAUAAAAAGGAACCAGAAAAGUUACCCGAGACAUCAAGUGUCGAAAAGCCUGAAGAAACGGAAGCGGAAAAGCAGGAGAAAAUAAAGAGAGCUAUGAAGCUAAUAGAAGAGAAACGAAUUGAAAAAAUUAAGGAGGAACAAAGACUCGAAAGAGAGAGAGAAAUAAAACGUCGACAGGAAGGCAAGGAAGUACAGAAUUUAAAGAAAUGGCAAGAUGAUCAAGAACUACAGCAAUUAAAAGAUGAGAGAAAGAGAGAAAAAAUGCAAGCUUUAGAGGCAAGACGAAGAGUUUUAGAGCAGAUUGAAGACGAUAAAAAGGAACGAGCACGUAGAUUUAAUACAUCAGCAACAGCCCCAGAAGUUAAAGAGCCUGAAAAACCAGUUCAAGCACCAACAACGCCCACAACAACUUCAGAUUCCGCAAAAAUUCAAUUUAAGAAGCCAGAUGGAGAAGCUGAAAUUGUCACAUUUGAUGUCACAAUGCUCUUUGGAGAUUUAUAUUCAUUUGUCAGGUCUGACAUUUUACAAGGAACUAACAUAAAAGAUUUUACUCUAGCUACUGUAUUUCCACGUCGUGAAUUUACUUCAGAAGAUUUUGGCAAGACAUUAUUACAAUUAAAUUUAGCUCCUUCGUCAGUUGUUUUAAUCAUUCCCGGCAAAAAGACCUCAAAUAAUUUCACUCAAAAUAGAAGUAGCGUCUUGCCGACAAACACAGACGGCAGUUUCUUUGACAUGAUAAGUGCUUUAAUUAUGGGUCUUUUUUCACCAAUAUUUGCUUUGUUUGCGUACGUUAAGGGCUUUGUAUUUAAAAGUAGAGAUGCUAAUGCUGAGAAUGAUGCUGGCAAGCGUAAACGAGAUGAGGAGAGUUUGGUCGCUAAUGAUGCAGCGAAGAAGAGAAACAUGAAUGCAUACAAUCAGCCUGAGCCAUCAACAUCGAGUUUCGAAACUGGGGCAAUACCAAAAUCAGCAACAUACAAAAGAGUUAAUCCAUCUAGCAAUAUUCAUAGACUACAUCAAGACAGCGAUUCAGAUGAAGAAAGAAAUACAUAUAACGGAAAUUCAACACAGCAAAUGUAAAGCUUAUAGCUUGUUAGAUAGUCACAGUCAGUUACUUUUUGUGCAUUUAUGAUUAUAAUAUAUAUUUUAAAAAAUUGUAUUUGGUUUAGGAAUUAAUAAAUAAAAAUUAAUUCAUGUAAAAUUAUAAACAA